Molecule: messenger RNA, 909 nt
Organism: Verticillium alfalfae VaMs.102
Lineage: Eukaryota; Fungi; Ascomycota; Sordariomycetes; Glomerellales; Plectosphaerellaceae
Exons: 2
Coding region: 1-909 (302 amino acids)
Source: RefSeq, a predicted model, not a curated record
AUGGACGGUCUUAGUGCCGCUGCAUCCACUGUAGGUAUCGUUGUGGCUGCCGUUCAGAGCGUGCAAAUACUCGUACGAACCAUUGAGGAUAUCAAAGAUGCUCCCCGAGAGGUGCAGGCCAUUCGACGCGAUCUUGAGACUCUUGCUUCGAUCUUUGCACAGCUGGACCGUUUUCUGCAGGACGACGACCGACAGCAGACCGCCAACGCGCCGACCUCGACCAUGUGGACAGCCACGGACAAUUGUCGCAUUGCCUGCAACGACUUUCAAGGUCUUCUGAAAAACUGGCUGAAGCAUUCUACGCAGACCCAUAUGUUCUGGACUGACAGAUGGCGAAUCGGUCUAUUUGGCGUCAGCAGGACCAAGGCGUUCAGAGAGCGUUUGGCGGACUACAAAGACACGUUGUGUUUAUCGUUGCAAACGGUCAACCUGUUACAGCAGAUGCCGAAAGGCGUAGGUGUAGAGGCCGAGACAGUGAAGGGCGCACGACUGCUUGAAUCAGAAGCUCGGGUACGCCUGGAUGGCGCCAGGAAGCAAGCUGAAGAGAUCGAGAGCGACCGACAGAUCGUUCUGGGCGAAACACAGCACCUGGCGCAGGCUCCAGAGGGUGCGGCGGGAGACAUCCGACGCGAUGUUGUACGAGACUUCGAGGUCCUUCAGAAAGCGAACCGUCUGCUGCAAGAGGUGUGCCUGGAAAGUAUGCAGAAAGCGGCCACAGCACGGCAUGCGCAAAACAUCCAGGAUGUCAAGGCCAUACACGACAGUACAGCGUUGGCAGGCUACAUCAACACAGAUGACCUAGGUGCGAUCGACCAAGACAUUCGCCAUGUCACGGCAGAUACGAGGAGCGUGGCGGUUGCAGGUGUUGUCAAGGGAGUGGAUUUCAACAGCCUGUUUUCCAAGAGGUAG